Messenger RNA from Penicillium lagena, 1263 nucleotides. RefSeq names its product endonuclease III domain-containing protein. Gene Ontology annotation, biological process: nucleotide-excision repair; base-excision repair, AP site formation; base-excision repair. The coding region runs from base 1 to 1263 and encodes 420 amino acids. Lineage: Eukaryota; Fungi; Ascomycota; Eurotiomycetes; Eurotiales; Aspergillaceae. Gene Ontology annotation, molecular function: DNA binding; oxidized pyrimidine nucleobase lesion DNA N-glycosylase activity; DNA-(apurinic or apyrimidinic site) endonuclease activity. Gene Ontology annotation, cellular component: nucleus. The transcript has a single exon. The record is from RefSeq and is a predicted model, not a curated record.
AUGCGCACUUCGCGUGCCUCCAAAGAAACAGCCAAAGUGCUACAGGCUCUGUCAUCUCCUCCGCACCGCCAGACGCGCACUUCCUCGCUCAACGCCAGCGGGCUGAAAACGUUCGCGUACAACGCCAAUCCGCCAGUCAACUCCCAUCCCGCUGUGAAAAGUGAGGAUGAGUCCUCUCUCUCCUCUGCGAAUACAACAGACAUCGAGGAUUUGCUCGAACCGCCGUCGAAACGUCGAAAGAACAACACGGCCCAGUCGACCGCUAUUCGCAAGCCCCGUUCAACACCCUCCAAGACUGCCGUGAAGCCGGAAUCCGAUGAUAACCACCCUCCAGCACAUUCGCGACGACUCCCGGCGCGAAAACAACGCGCCGCGGAUGGCUCAGUUACUGUUGAACCGCCGUCGAAUUGGGAAACCAUGUACAAUCUCGUGAAACAAAUGCGAGAGGAGAACCCCACUGCUCCGGUGGACACGAUGGGUUGUGCAGAGCUCUACUGGCGCGCAUCCUCGCCGCGAGAUCGCCGGUUCCAGACUCUUGUGGCGUUGAUGCUCUCGUCUCAGACCAAGGACACCGUGACGGCUGUGGCCAUGCAGCGACUGCAUACCGAGCUGGGUGAUGCACCAGCAGAUGAUACAGAUGUCAAAGCAGAAGAAGAUCAUCUUUCCGAAUUCACCAAGAUCAAGACCGAAGAAGACGAAGGCGACAAGAAGCUCCCCGCACCAAAAGACAGCACGCUCAACCUCGAGAACAUCCUCGCCGUCUCGCCUACCCGCCUCAACGAACUCAUCCGCACGGUCGGCUUCCACAACAACAAAACAAAAUAUAUCAAAUCCGCUGCCCUCAUCCUCCGCGAUGAACACAACUCCGACAUUCCGUCCACCCCCGAAGCCCUAAUGGCACUCCCCGGCGUAGGCCCCAAGAUGGCCUACCUGUGCAUGAGCGCCGCAUGGGGUCGGCACGAGGGCAUCGGCGUGGAUGUGCACGUCCACCGCAUCACCAAUCUCUGGGGCUGGCAUAAGACCAAGACGCCUGAGGAGACCCGCAAAGCAUUGCAGUCGUGGCUUCCGCGCGAUAAAUGGCAUGAGAUUAACAAGGUGCUUGUUGGUCUAGGGCAGACGGUUUGUUUGCCCGUUAAGAAGCGUUGCGGGGAUUGUUGUCUUGCUGGUACGAAGCUGUGUAAGAGCGAGAUCAAGGGAUUGCCCAGAACUGGGAUUGUUGUUAAGAAAGACAGUCCGGGGGGAGGAGCCGAAGGUGAAGGUUGA